Mercenaria mercenaria is the source of this 7472-nucleotide messenger RNA. RefSeq names its product transcription initiation factor TFIID subunit 1-like. NCBI's taxonomy places the organism in Eukaryota, Metazoa, Mollusca, Bivalvia, Venerida, Veneridae. The transcript has 48 exons. Gene Ontology annotation, molecular function: histone acetyltransferase activity; TBP-class protein binding; RNA polymerase II general transcription initiation factor binding. The record is from RefSeq and is a predicted model, not a curated record. Gene Ontology annotation, cellular component: transcription factor TFIID complex. Gene Ontology annotation, biological process: transcription by RNA polymerase II; RNA polymerase II preinitiation complex assembly. The coding region runs from base 351 to 6275 and encodes 1974 amino acids.
GUAUAUCUCUUGGAACUAUGUUCUUUAAUAAUGUAAAUAUUUUAAUCAAAGCUACCGUAAAUACAAAAUGAGUGUCAGUGGUGAAACUCACUUUGUUCUAAAUAAGUCUCAAAUAUAGCGGUACAUUUCUUGUUUGCAAAGAAUUUGACCGCCAUUUUCGUCAUGUGUCAUUAGUGUGAAAUAGUCGACAGAUUUUAAGCAGUUAACGGACACAUUUUCAAUUUCAUCUGCCGAGACAGUGGGUGGAAAAUGGUAAAGAACAUCAGAUUCUGUUUGAAAGGGCACCCGGAAAUUGGAACAGAAUGCCAGCACUUUGCCAAGUUUAUGUUUUUGACUGAAGCAAACAAAGCAUGAUGGAUAUUGAUGACUCAGAGCAGAGUUCUGCAGAGGCAGCUGUGUCAUCACUCACAGGUUUCCUGUUUGGUAACAUUGAUGAGAAGGGAGAACUCGAGGAAGAUUUUCUGGAUGAGGAAUCAAAGAAGCAUCUAGGAUCCCUUAGUGCCCUGGGUAUAGGUUCUCUUGUAAGGGAGAUAACUGAUGAUGCAGAACAAAUCCAAGAUAGUUCCACCGAUUUAUCUCCAGAUUAUGAAAAGAAGGCAUCCGAUGCAGUUGAUUUUUCUGAUAUUGUUGAAGUUGCGGAUGAGGAAGAAGAGGAUAAAGCUAAAAUCAGUGAUGCAAUGUCUUCCAUGCACAUGCUGAGACAAGAGAAUGAUGAUGAUGAUUAUGAUGAUAAAGAUUCUCAGCUGAUGCCUCCACCAUCCUGGCUCCCAUCUCAGUUAAAACCUGAUGUCAAACCUACCAUAAAUGUAUCAGGGAGUAUUGCCAGCAAUGGGAUGCCAGGUUUGUCAGAGAGUUCAGCUGGUCUAACAAACACCACACCAUCCCUGAACACCCCACUGGCUGCUAUGUUACCUCCAGAACUGAAGAAUGCAGAUGUUACCAAAUAUUUCCCAGAAUUUAGGAAAAAUCAGGUUUUGCGUUUCUCUCGCUUGUUCAAACCUGUACAUCAUCCACAUAUCUGGAAGAGAAAGAAGAAAAAGAAAGAAGAUGGAGAAGAGGAGAAAGAUAAAAAGAAGGAAGAGAAAGGAAAAGAAAGUGCUAAGGUAGAAACAAAUACAUCUAAAACAGAAGAAAUAAAACCAAAAGAAGAACCUGGUACAACUACGUCAGCAACAACAACAACAACACAAGAGUCUGUGUCAGCAGAAGCUGUUAUCUCUGAGCCUCAGUCAACCCCUACAUCUGAUAUUGAAAUUAAAGUUGAAGAACCAUCUGAAGCUGGGAGCCAGGAGAACAAGGAUAUGGAAACGUCUGGUUCCCAGGAGGAUAAAUCAGACAGUGGUAUCAGUGGUGUAGGUGAUGACGAGGAGGAGGAUUAUGAUGAUUAUGUUGCUCAGCUGUUUGGUACAAAAAUCAAACUGAACAUGGGCAGACCAGCACUACCAGAAGAAAUGGCACCAAGUGAUGAGGAACUGUUAAAAAUGAAGGAAUCUGGAGUAAUAACCAAAUCUGAGAAGAAAGCUGAUGGUUCCACAAAGGAAGGCGAUAUUGAUGUAGCUCCAUGGAGGUAUGGUCCAGCUCAGUACUGGUAUGAUAUGCUAGGGGUCAAUGAGACUGGCGAAGGAUUUGACUAUGGGUUCAAGCUCAAAAAGGAACCUGAAGAAAAGAAGGAAACAGAAGAAAUUAAGCAAGAGCCUGGUACCAUUGAGGAGUCAGUGAAAGUAGAACCACCCCAAGAUCUUCCUGAUGAAGCAUUCCUGAUGAUAACACAGUUACAGUGGGAAGAGGAUAUUAUCUGGAGUGGGGAGGAAGCUAGACAGAGGGUGAUGCAAGCACAGAAAACAAGACCUCUUGCUGCUGGCUGGAUUCCCAGUACCAGUCAUAGAACAGCUGCACAGUAUCUACAACAAAAUCGUCCAGGUAUACAAACCAGGUUAGGACCAGGUAAUCUACCUAUAAUGAGAUCUAUAUCAGGACAGUUUGGACAAAAGCCAGAGACCCCAGGAGGAGGUCUAAUGGAACAGGGAAAGGACAACCAAUGGUUCUCAAUAUUCCCUAUAGAGAAUCAGGAUCUCGUGUAUGGUAACUGGGAGGAUGAGAUCAUCUGGGAUUCUGAGAAUAUGGAUUACAUUCCAUCUCCAAAGACUUUGACAAUAGAUCCAAAUGAUGAUAACAUUAUACUGGAGAUACCAGAAGAUAAGGACCCCAGUGCUCCCGAAACUCCAGCUAAGAAAGAGAAGUCGGAGGUGAAGAAGUCACGUAUAUUACUUGGUAAGGCAGGCAUCAUCAAAGACGAGGAGGAGGAAGAUAGCCCCCAACAGACAAAUUCUAACAUUGAUCCAUUCAAUAUGUCUAAUGAUGAGUUUUAUAACCCUAAAUUACUGGAUACAGCUCUCAGAUCUAACAUGGGGGUCAAUCUUAUACAGCAUUCUACACCAGCAGUAGAGUUACAGCAGCCAUUUUUCCCAACAUUCCUCAGUGAAACUAAACUACGAACAUUUCACCGUAAUCCUUUGAAGAAAUAUUCUCAUGGUGCCUUAGCAACACCUGGACCUCACCCUGUUGAUUCCCUUUUUAAAGUCAUUAAAAGGAAAGCAAGGUUACGGGAUCAGGAAAGACAAGCAUUUGGUGGUGGUGAGAUAUUCUUCAUGCGCACACCACAGGACUUAACUGGUCAAGAUGGGGAGCUAAUUCUGUGUGAACACUCUGAGGAGUAUCCUCCCCUUAUGGUGCAGAUUGGCAUGGCAACCAAAAUCAAAAAUUACUACAAGAGAAAACCGGGCAAAGAUAGUGUUGCGCCACAGUACAAGUAUGGUGAAAUAGCAUAUGCCCACUCUUCUCCUUUUCUUGGUACACUGUUGCCCGGCCAGUGCCAGCAAGCUCUGGAAAACAACAUGUUUAGAGCUCCCAUAUAUGAACAUAAAAUGGCACCUACAGAUUUUCUUAUCAUCAGAACCAGGAACCAUUUUUAUAUCCGUGAUGUAGAGACUAUAUUCUGUGUCGGGCAGCAAAAUCCAUUGUAUGAGGUUCCCGGGCCAAAUUCUAAGAGAGCCAAUAAUUUUAUCAGAGAUUUUCUCCAGGUGUUCAUAUACCGGUUGUUUUGGAAGAGUAAAGACAAUCCUAGAAGAAUCAAAAUGGACGACAUUAAGAAAGCAUUCCCCUCCCACUCUGAGAGCAGUAUCAGAAAAAGGCUAAAGCUGUGUGCAGAUUUCAAAAGAACUGAAAGUUAUUCUAGAAAAUAUGGUAUGGAUUCUAACUGGUGGGUGUUGAAGCCAGAUUUCCGACUGAAGACAGAGGAAGAGAUGAGAAAUAUGGUGUCACCAGAACAGUGCUGUGGUUACUACAGUAUGCUGGCUGCAGAACAAAGACUUAAGGAUGCAGGGUAUGGAGAGAAAUCAUUCCUUGCACCAGAGGAGGAUAAUGAGGAAGAGACACAACUCAAGAUAGAAGAUGAGGUAAAGACAGCUCCAUGGAACACUACCCGAGCUUAUAUCUCCGCAAUGAAAGGAAAAUGUUUACUGGACCUGAAUGGUGUAGCUGAUCCCACUGGGGUUGGAGAAGGUUUCUCUUAUAUCAAGGUACCGAACAAGCCACAGCCAAGAGAUGAGGGUAAAGAUAACACACCACAGAAGAAGACUGUGACAGGUACAGAUGCUGAUCUCAGGAAACUCUACUUAAAGGAUGCUAAAAAUCUUCUCAGAAAAUUUGGAGUCCCAGAACAUGAGAUCAAAAAGUUGUCAAGAUGGGAGGUUAUAGAUGUUGUAAGAACAAUGUCGACAGAGCAGGCUAAGGCAGCAGCACAGCAGGAAGUUGGACAUGAGGGAGGCGGCUGGAACAAGUUUGCCCGAGGUAACAGGUUCUCGGUGGCAGAACACCAGGAGAGAUAUAAGGAGGAAUGUCAGAGAUUGUUUGAUCUGCAGAACAAAAUAUUAUCAUCAACAGAGCAUCUGUCUACAGAUGAAGCCUCCAGUUCGGAGGACUCAGAGUUUGAGGAGAUUGGGAAAAAUUUGGAGAGUAUGUUGUCUAACAAGAAAACAAGCUCUCAGAUAAAGAUGGAGAGAGAGGAAGCAGAGAGAAGGGAGUUACAGAGGAUGAUGAUGGAAGGUAAAGAUGACAAACAGAAGAAAGACUCAGUUAAACAAGAGGAAGAUCCUAUGGCAAGUGUUACAGGAAAGAAGUUGAAGAUUACCCGAGUGUUUGUGGAUGAUAAUGGUCGAGAGUUCACCAGGGUAGAGUGGGUGCUUAAACCAGCUGUUAUUGAUGCCUAUGUCCGCAUUCAGAAAACAAAGGAUCCAAAUUUUAUUAAACAGUUUGCCACUAUGGAUGAUGCUGCUAAGGAAGAAAUGAGAAGAGAAAGAAGAAGAUUACAAGAACAGUUAAGACGUAUUAAAAGAAAUGAGGAGAAAGAUAAGGCUGCUCCUGAUUCAUCAGCUAAAAAGAAGAAAAAGAAAGAAGUUCAGUUGUUGAAAUCUAAGAUGAAGUGUGGUGCAUGUGGGCAGACUGGUCACAUGAGAACCAAUAAAGAAUGUCCAAACUACAAUAAGACAGUCGGGAGUAUACCUGCACCAGUCCAGGUUGCCAUGACAGAAGAGGAAGAAGAAAAACAAGGAGAGACUUUGCAGGAUCAUGGACUGGUUGAUGUUGUAGGGACUAAACUCAAGCUCAGCAAAAGUCUUAUUGAACAUGCUGAGCAGAUAAAGAGAAAAUCACUAGUAUUGAAAUUUCCAAAACAAGCUAUGGAAUCCAAGAAAAGGAAAAAGGCAGGAACAACAAUACACUGUGAUUACUUGAAGAAGCCUCGACAGUCAGCCAACAGAAGGAGAGCUGAUCCUGUGGUUACCAUGUCAAGCAUAUUUGAACAGGUGCUCAAUGAAAUGAGAGAUAUGCCAAAUACCCACCCAUUUUUAUACCCAGUUAGUGCCAAAAAUGUUCCAGAUUACUUCAAGAUUGUCAAGGAACCCAUGGAUCUCCAACAUAUUAGAGAGAAUUUGAGAGCAAAGAAGUACAAGUCAAGAGAGGAUUUUCUGUUGGAUGUAAAUUUGAUUAUGAAGAAUAGUAGCUUGUAUAAUGGUCCAAAGAGUACCCUGACUAUGACAGCACAGAGUAUGUUAGACCACUGUCUCAGGAGACUGGCAGAGAAAGAAGAUAAGUUAAUGCGUCUAGAGAAAGCUAUAAACCCACUGCUGGAUGACAAUGAUCAGGUGGCCUUCUCCUUCAUCCUGGAAAAUAUACUCAACAGAAUCAAACUGGUCGACAAUACAUGGCCAUUCCAAAAUCCAGUAAACAAAAAAAUCAUCAAGGAUUACUAUGAUGUCAUAGAGCAGCCAAUGGACCUUGCCUCCAUAUUAAAGAAAAUUCAGAGUCACCAGUACCAGAGUAAGGAGGGGUUUAUUGGAGAUAUACAGUUGAUCUUAGACAAUAGUAUCAGGUAUAAUGGCAAGGACCAUGCCUUCACCACUACAGCUAAGAAAAUGCUGGAUGUAUGUAGGUCUGCCAUUCAGGAGAAUGAUGAGACCAUAACCCAGUUGGAGAAAGAUAUCCGGGCUGCCCAGGAGGCUGCAUUGGAGGCUGCAGAAUCGGAGAGUGUUGUUACUGGUACAUCCAUCACACAUGAUGAUCUUGCACAAGGUCUAGACAAUGAGUCACUGGACAGCUACAGUAUGGGCACCUCUAAAGAAGGUGUAACUAUCAAGGAAUAUACAGAGAUGGAUGAGUCGAACACAGGUGUUACACAAGAUUCACAGCCAUAUUUCCAAGGAGUGAGCAUGUCUGACUCGGACUUUGUUGAUAUAGAAGGAGACGAAGACUCAUUUACCAGGAAAAAGGUAAAGAAGGAAAUGAAGCGUGAAGCUUUUGAAGGUGACAUGGAUGUCACACCAGACAGAAUGGAGGAAGAAAAUGAUAUACUUGGUAAAUUAAGUGAUGAUUCUGAAGAUGAGAAGAACACCCAGGAGGAUCUUGUACAGCAAGGAUAUACUUACAUGGAGGAUGAACAGAGUUGCAUGGAGUCUGCUGCGUCACAACAGUAUCAGGUACAGCCUCCACAGCUAGAGGAUGAGAACAGUUUUGAUCCGUCCGAGUUUUUCCGUCACAGUGCUCUUGCUAGUCAAGCGGCAGCCGAGGAGGAACAGAAUCAGCUGGAGGAUCAACCAAUGGAUACUGUUCUCAACAAUGACCUUGAGGUAUCGGAAUCAGAGAGCGAGAAUGAAGGUCAGGCUAACGACCAGGGAGAAGAUUCUAAUGAGGGAUUUGAUAUAGAAGAAUUCCUGCAAUAAUCUGAAAUGGUUGACCUGACAAUUGAAGUGAUAAGUAAGAGGCUGAAGCAGUUGUCAGGUCACAGAUUAUGAACAUGGAGAAAAGUGUAGUGUCAAGUAUAUGUACUAUGUUUAGGUAAAUUUGACAUAUGAACCUAUUUCAGUACACAGCUCAUAAUAUCUGAGAAUGUGUACUCAACUUGUGCAAUACAGACGUUCUGACUUACCUACAACUGCAGGAACUGUUUUAAUAAAAAGCAGGAUAAGCUCACCAAUUCAGGAAAGAGAAACAGAAAAGAUUGGAUUCAUACUAGGAAAAUAUGAAACAGACUGUAAACAGUUGACAGGUGCAUUUUAGCAGUGACCUGCAAACAGUUCACAGAUCUGUUAGUUGUGACAUGCAAACAGUUCACAGGUGCAUUUUAGCCGUGACUUGCAAACAGUUCACAGGUGCGUUUUAGCAGUGACUUGCAAACAGUUCACAACAGGUCUGUUAGUUGUGACAUGCAAAAAGGUCACAGGUGCGAUUUAGCGGUGACUUGCAAACAGUUCACAACAGGUCUGUUAGUUGUGACAUGCAAAAAGUUCACAGGCAUGUUAGUUGUUCAGUUCAUAGGUGUGUUUUAGUAGUGAUCUGUAAGCAGUUCUUUGACAUAUUUUAGCUGUGAUCUGCAACAGUUUACAGGCGUGUUCUGGCACUGGGAAAUAUUUGUUAGUGUUAAUAGGUGGUUCGAAGGAAGUUUUGUUCAUGUGAAGCAUUCAAAAUAGAUAUCAGGCAUGGAUGUAUUACUAUUAGAUUGAACAAGAAGAUAAAGUUGAUUACUACUGAACUUUACAUGCAUGUAAAGUUUUUAAUUAAGAAACUGGCUAAAAGUUGAGUGCUGGUACAUGUGAAUGUGCUUCAUUUUAAUAUAUAUACUUGACUAUAUGAAGCUGUUGGAGAUCUGUGAAUCAUUGUAAAAUAGAUGUCAUGUUUUGUGUUGUGACUUAACACAACAUGAACUGUGUUUACAGCUCACAAUGCUGUUGUUAUGAAUCAUGUUGAGACUUGAGGGCAUCGAGCGAAUAUUUUUUCAAGUUACAAUAUUUCAAAUGUUGGCAUACUUCCCUGAAGGCACUGCCGACCCGAUCUUACAAUCUGAAGUGAUUAAUUGGUUGAAAACUGAGAUAGAAGUAAAACUUCACAGCGCUAUUUCAUUUUCACUUUUAUUGCAUAUA